ACGGUGCCAUGCGCGUUCCCGUCCUCCGCUGCGCACAGACAGCCGGUGCGGAGAGACAGAGAGAGGGAGGAGAGGGUUGCUAUCACUAGUGACAGAAAACGGCAGCGAGCACAUACAGUCUGGAGAGCAGCUGAUGCGACAAGAUGCUGAGCGUCGCCUUGCUGUGUGUGUGCGCCGUCGCCCUCGGACACGUCUCCGCUCGGUCCGACAGCGGCAAUUUUUUGGAUGAUAAGUGGCUGACCGGGAGAUGGGAUAAAUUCAGAGAUGAGGUUGAGGAGCCGGGAACAUGGACUCCAUCCAAGCCCUUCGAUCAAGGCCUUGAUCCAGCCAAAGACCCCUGUUUGAAGAUCAAAUGCAGUCGCCACAAGGUUUGCGUGGCUGAGGAUUACAAGACAGCCACUUGUGUCAGCCAGAGGAGAGUUAGUUUUAAAGAUGCCAAUUUGUACCAGAGCCCAGGGUCAAAGUGCAAACCUUGCCCUGUGGUUCACCCUUCGCCUGUUUGUGGAACCGACGGCCACACCUACUCCACCAAGUGUAAGUUGGACUACCAGGCUUGCAUCACAGGAAAGAAGAUUACUGUGAAGUGUCCUGGAAUGUGUCCUUGUCCCUCUCAGCCUGAAGCGAGCUCUGCAGAGAAAAAAGUGUGCAGUGAGGCGGAUCUAAAGGAGGUGGUGAGUCGUCUGAGAGACUGGUUCAAAGUGCUGCAUGAGAAUGGCAACCACAAGAGAGUCAAGAUCCAAAAGCCAGAGAAGAACAAGUUUGAAGUCGGGGCGUCACCUGUUUGUAAGGACCCUCUGGGCUGGAUGUUCUCUCGGCUCGACACAAACUUUGACCUACAGUUGGACCAGUCAGAGAUCAAGAGCCUCUACCUGGACAGGAACGAGCCGUGCACUGAUGCUUUCUUCAGAUCCUGCGAUACGCAUCCUGACAAAGUUAUAACCAGCUCCGAGUGGUGCACAGGCUUCCAGAGGUACACAGAUUCCCCCUGUAAAGCAGAACUGUCCAGCAUCAACAAAAAGCAAGCAGGGAAGAAGUUACUCGGUCAGUAUCUGCCGUCCUGUGAUGAGGACGGUUACUACAGGUCCCACCAGUGUCACAGCAGCAGUGGACAGUGCUGGUGCGUGGAUCGCUAUGGCAACGAGGUGGCCGGAUCACGCACCCACGGUCCUGCAGACUGCGGUGUGAUUUUGGAGUCUUCCGGAGACCUCGGCAGCGGAGACUCGCUGUUCAGUGACGACGACGAGGAUUCGUUUGUCCUCAACGACCAGGCAGGUAUGGACGACGAGGAUGACGAAGACGAGGAUUACGAGGACGACAACGAUGAAUAUCUGUCGUAAUUUCCUAAAAAGAAAAAAAACAAACAAACAAAUAACAACAAAAAAAGAAAUAAGAGAAAACUGUUUGUUUGGUCAAUCUGCACGUUUCUAGGUGACUCCCCAGGCAGAUACUUAACUGUACUAACAACCUAUGGACUACUCUCUGUGUAUUGUUUGUUCAUAAGUAAAAAAAAAGAAAAAACUAAAAAAGAAAAGAAAAAAAAUCAAUAUUCCUGGAAAACGUUUUAUGAUUUCUCUUUCUGUUGAAGUAUAAAAUAUGAGUGGUUAAUGGCACUUGUUCACUUGGGUGUCAGCCAACCAGAGAAUAUGACAAAGGACUAAUUGACAACCAGUCCAUCGCUUUGGAUUUGGUCACGUGUUCAAAGACCUUUCCCUUCAUUGGACAGUCCCUGUCCUCCAGUGUGUCCUGUCCUUGUGCAACACUCUGAUGCCUGAGUGUGUUGAUGCCUACGGCGCAAUGUUAAAGAGAUUUCUCCUCUUCUUCAUUCCUCCAUCUCCCUCCUCCCUCGUCACCCCUUUAAUCCUUAUCAAAUGUUCCUGUGUAUAGGUGGGAUGUUGAUGAUGUAGAUAAGAGAAUAUUGCACUCUUUAGGUUUCUUUUGAUCUUGAUUUGUAACUGUGACUGUAACUGUGUGGAAAAACAAGAUAAGAGGUAGACAUGCUUCAUUAGGAGAAUUAAGGCAAAAAAAAAAGAAGAAAAAAACACAAAAAAAAUUACAAUAUGAGUUGGAUAACAAUCAGAACCGACAUGCUAGCUGUUUUCACUGAGACACAAAUCAAGUCAAAUCAUCUCAAAGGCACAGCAACAAGGAAGGACAGAUUACUGUUUGGCCGGUGGUGCUGGGGGAGGGAGGGGGAAUAUUGUUGUUAUCUAUUUUUCUAAUCCAUUGUAAGAUGAACACAGAAGAUGAAACAGAUUUGUCUUAGCAUGUCCAGUACUGCGUGAUGUUUUUUGUUUUUUUUCCCAGUCUGUAGAACCAGAGACUAAACCUUUAUGGAACUCAAAACAUAACGGAGCCCGAGGUUGUAAAAUUCCCCCUCAGGCGUGUACAGAUAAACUACACUUGCAUCGGUACAAACUGAUUUAGACACCGAUCCAUGUGAUGAAACCUGAACUCUAAUAGCUCAAAGAAAAACCUCAUUAGAGUUCAGAUGAAAAUGCAUCGUUGAGGUUUUUACAUUUUUCCCCGAUACGAGUCUCGGGACUGAUUUGAGCACACGGUGUAACAGAGCAAAUCUCUUGCACAGCUAAUAAACCGCAGAGCCAUGCAGACCUGUCACAAAUACUGGGCAGGGGACGAGGGGUAAGGUGUGCCUUUUACUGGUAAGGACAGAUGGAGGGGAUAGUUGGAGAAGCAUGCUUACUGGACUGACUUAAACGCGUCAUUACACUGCAUACGAGUGGCUUUCCUGUUAAAGCCUGUACUAUUUGGACUUUUGUAUGGCAUGUGUUCUGGGUUUCUGUUAUGAUGGCCAUACUUCAGAUCUUUUGAUUUGUUACAUAGGAUAGCUAGAAUGUAGAGAAGCACAGAGAUGCUUAGCAGUUAAGGCAUACAAACACAUAGAUUCUGCUGGAUUUAAAAAUGUUUUAUAUAUAUUACACACAGGCUAGAGGAAGCUUUGGUUUAGACAGCUUUAUAUGAAAAGAUCAUCUUUACGGUGUUUGCUUUUAUGUUGUUUCAAACGCUUGGUUUGUACCUGAUCUGCUCUACCUACUUAUAUCCGUCAGGGUUGAAAAAUCGAUUCUGAUCCCAGAUGUGCGUAUUAGCGAUAAAGUCGUGCAACUGUUUAUGCAGCUCUGGGAUCAGCUGAGCUCCUGUGUUAAUUUUCAGCAAUGAAUCUGAAUCAAAUAUCUGUUGAAAUUCCAUGUUAAGAAUUUUAAAGUGCCAUCCAUCUGUCCAAUAGAGCUUUUUUUUGUUCGUUUGUCUUUUUUUUUUUUCUUUCUUUUGUUUAUUUUUGCUCCCCUCAUUCCUUCUGAGUUGGGAUUCACUUUACGAGCUGGAAAGUCCUUCCGGCGUUAUUAAAGUGUGCAGUCUCAUGAGUGUGAUGACAUGCAAAUCAUUUUGAUGACCUCAGACACUGUAGCCACUCUCAACCAAUCACACACUGUCAUCACAGCUCUGAUAGUGUUUAAAGAUUAUGAUACAGAUGCAUUUUUUACAGUGUAUGUAUGAUUUGCUGAAAUAAAAAGCUAUAUUGACCAAUGUCUGUGUCAUCACAGGUGUUACUUGGAGGACAGACAUGAAUACAUGCAGUAAACUCUC
Messenger RNA from Acanthochromis polyacanthus (spiny chromis), 3600 nucleotides. It is a transcript of the gene spock3, whose product is annotated as SPARC (osteonectin), cwcv and kazal like domains proteoglycan 3. The record is from RefSeq and is a predicted model, not a curated record. The coding region runs from base 144 to 1337 and encodes 397 amino acids. Gene Ontology annotation, molecular function: protein binding; calcium ion binding. The transcript has 12 exons. Lineage: Eukaryota; Metazoa; Chordata; Actinopteri; Pomacentridae.